This is a messenger RNA of Orbilia oligospora ATCC 24927, 1134 nucleotides long. RefSeq lists its product as uncharacterized. Gene Ontology annotation, cellular component: nucleus; ribonucleoprotein complex; cytoplasm. The transcript has 7 exons. Gene Ontology annotation, molecular function: mRNA binding. NCBI's taxonomy places the organism in Eukaryota, Fungi, Ascomycota, Orbiliomycetes, Orbiliales, Orbiliaceae. The record is from RefSeq and is a predicted model, not a curated record. Bases 1 to 1134 code for a protein of 377 amino acids.
AUGUCGGACACACGUCUUUAUCUUGGAAAUUUACCUCGGACAGGCAAGUCUCGCUUCCUACACGCUAUUCAGCUGGUUUAUCUUUGUCCGUUCGUCUCUACAGCCACUAAGAAAGAUGUCGAGGAUUUCUUUGUAAAGCAUGGUCAUGGCACCAUCCAGGAAAUCAAACUUAUGAAUGGAUUCGGUUUCAUUGAAUACUCGAAUCCUUCUGAUGCCCGAGACAUAGUUCCUAUCUUCCACGGCAAGGAGUUCAUGGAUUCAAGGUUGACCGUCCAGUUCGCACGUGGCCCUCGCCCAACACGCAAUGACUUUAACGGACCAUCUGGAGAUCGUACUCCCCGCCCACGCCGUACACCCUACCGAAUGAACAUCUCUGGGCUUCCUACGGAUACCAGCUGGCAGGAUCUGAAAGACUUUGCUAGAAAGUCCGGAGUCGACGUCGUCUUCAGCGAGGUUUCGCGUAACCGCGACGGAUCAGGAAUCGUUGAAUUCGAGACUGCUGAUGACCUUAGGAUAGCCAUCAACAAGCUGGACAACUACGACUUCAAGGGAGGCAGGGUCUCCUGUACAUCCGAUCAACAAGCAAGGAAUUCCAGAGGACGUUCUCGAUCUCCACCACCAGCGGGCAGGCGUAAUGGCUACUCUCCUCGUGAGGGUCGAGGAUACUCACCAGGACGAAGGGGAGGCUAUUCCCCACACCGAGGAGGCGACCGUGGCUAUUCACCAAGAGGCAGAGGCUAUUCCCCACCACGUGGAAACGACAACCGAGGAGGUGACCGAGGGUUCCGUGAGCGAUCACCCUAUGGAGGUGGCGGCCGUGAAGAACGUCGCGGAGGCGGAGGAGACUACCGUAAUGAUCGCCGCAUCACCCCUCCUUAUGAUAGACGUUCUCCUGACGGUUAUGGGCGGUCAGGCGGUAGAUACGAUGAACAGCGUGGAGGAAGUGGAGGUGGUGGGAGGUACGACGAGCCUCCAAGAAGGUAUGAUGAUGAUAAGCGCGGUGGGUAUGGAGGUAAUGAAUAUGGGGGACCACCUCCUAGAGGUGGCGGUGGUGGACGCUCCCCGCCACGUUACAGAGAUGAUUACGAUCGUAGUCAAAGGUCUGGCGGUGGCGGCGGCGGCGGCCGGUAUUAG